CUCUCUGUUUUUGCCCGAAGAGUCCAUUUCAUUUGACCAGUUGUUCGAAUGUUUGAAGCUGCUGAAGGCUGAAAUGAUAUUCGUAAAAAUGGUCGAGAGACUAUUUACUUUGAACUUAUUUGAAGUGUAGUGACUUUGUGUUGUCUUAAAAAUGUGAUAGCAAGUUAAUUGCCGUGUGUAGCUUUAUUUUUCAAGGAAUUCGUACAAGAUAAACAGAAUAAAAUGGCCGCAAGCACAGCAGCAGAUCACUUCUGUCUGCGAUGGAACAACUAUCAGAUAAAUAUGGUAUCUGAAUUGGACUCUUUGAGGAAAGAUGAAGACUUGGUUGAUGUAACAUUAUCUUGCGAAGGACAGUUGUUAAAAGCACAUAAAGUUAUUUUAUCUGCUUGUAGUUCAUAUUUUAGGAAUGUUUUCAAGGAAAAUCCCUGUAAGCAUCCUGUAGUAAUUUUGAAAGAUGUAAGUCAUGAGGAUGUGGAAGCUCUUCUUAGUUUUGUUUACCAAGGUGUUGUGUACAUCUCGGAGAAAAAAUUAGCGUCAUUUUUACAUACAGCAGAAUUGCUCCAAAUUCGAGGGCUAACUGGUGCUGCGUCAACAAUGAAGGCUGAUAUGUCUCAAUAUAGCACUGACAAAAGUACAACAAUUGCAAGUGGACCACCUCCUCUAGCGCCCGCCAAUGUGGGUAAUAAUUGGAAACCAGUAGCAAAGAAAUCUAGUGGAAGUAAUCCCUCUAGUCCAGCACCUUCUGCUCCUAAACGACGGAAAGCACCGCCCUCACGAAUACCUCCUUCAGAAGAUGCAGAUAAUACUAGUAAUCAGGAAAUAGAGGAAUCAAGUGAAGAAGAGCACCAAUCUCUUCAACAUCAGGCGCUGCAGCAACAACACCCAUCUCAACAGCACCACCAGUACCACCCUCAACUUCCACUAUCGUCAAACCAAGAAGCUGCACCUGUAAUUGUAAAGUCAGAAGACGGUUUCGCACACGAUGAAGAAGAGUAUGAAGAUGGGACUAGAGGUAGUUUCCAUGGUGGGGAAGGCGAGUCGAGCUCAGGGGAAACAACAGGCUACUACCAGUCGCUAGCGUCGGUCGAUAUGGGUGAUGAGGGGGAUGAGGAAGAAGAUGAGGAAGGGGAUGGGAGGGACGAUAAGGGUGGAGUAACGGCAGCAUCAGUCGCAACGUUAUUAGAACGAUCAUUAGUGGCUGUCUCGAGAAGUGGCACGGACGUCCAAGGUAUGUUAGCGGGGAGUAGCAGCAAUAGUAGUGUAGGAGCUUUAUCAAUAUUCCCGGGCUCAGUGGCUCACGGAGGCGUUGAUCAUGCAAAUCCAACUGAUCGACUGGGUCGAAGGCCAUGUCCUCUAUGCCAAAAAAUAAUCUCGAAUAAGUCUAAUCUACUAAAGCACAUGCGAAUAAGGCACAGCGACGAGUACAACCCGGCCGGUUGUGUUCUAUGCGGGAAAGUAUUUAAAAAUAAGUAUAGUCUAAGAGCUCAUAUUAACAUUUAUCACAAGGAGGUUACCUCAUCCAUGCCCUCCCCACUCUCAUCCAACUCCAAAAUCGAUCAGUACUCCUUCAACCCGAACCUAAUCAACCCGCAGAACUUCCAGCUGUCCCAGCAGCAGCAACCACAAAAUGUCAACCAACUACCGACAACGACUCCCAACUUCCCGCCCCAGAAUAGCAAUAUGAUCAACUCAAACCCCACAAUGCCUCCGAAUAAUUUCCAGUUACCAGCCUCCUCGGGUUUUAACCCGGUUGUCCAGCAGCAGCAGCAACAACAGCAGCAACAGAACACGUCAAUGCCCAACUUUGCACUUUCCUCGCCUGUUUCCACGGUGUCCACGGCUGCCAUUAUUAGUUCCAAUAAUUUCAAUCUGCCCUUGUCGGGUCCUCCCCCCGCCCCCAACUCCCCUCACACCAUCGCGGCUUACCCCACAUUCCAGCACCCCGCCGCUGCACAGUUCAUAGUGCCCACCACCAACUGACAAUUCGCCUCAGACAGCUUGUAAAUACAGGGUGUCUAGCAAUUGGCAAAAGCCUCGGAAAGUCCUCUCAACUUGUCGUUUCCUGCAGGAAAGCACCUAAGUCCAUUCGUAGGUUGCCAAAUUGACUCGAAUAAUUCACUUUUUUACAAGAAGGUAACCUUGCAAUUCUUGUCCAAAUUGGAUUGCGUGAAGCUGAAAGGAACCAAGCCGCAUCAGCUAUUGCCAAAAACUGGGCAAUUCAAUUUUUUACUUGAAAUUUGUGUGCAAAUUUCAGUGAAUUUCGUGCUUAUGGUACGAAGCGAAUUCCUUACAAUUUUCAAUGUAGUCCACACAAACUUUCUCUCCAAAAAUUAAAUUGCUUGGUUAAAUUUGGCAGUAGCUGAUGGAGCGUGGCUCCUUUCUUCUUAACGCGGUCCAAUUAUUAUUUCUGAUUCUUGCAUGAGAUCUGAAGAAAAACUAGUCAAAUUCUUAGUCGGAAAUGCCCAAGAUUUUUUUCGUUAACAAUGCAAUUUGUGAGGGGAAAUUUGACAACGUUGGAAUGUAGUUCCGUUCUUUCCUGACGGAAACGACGAAGUGAGAAAAUUCAGUACUGUGUAAUAUAAGAUAUUUUUAUGCUUGUGAUGACUUUGCACCGUAGUGGAAGAAACCUCAAAGUCAUUUGCAGCUUUUUAAAAUCAUUUUAAUUUUUCGUAAAAGAACUUACUUGUAAGUAAGUCAUAAAAGAUUUUUUGUCUCCAGAAUGUGGGGAUCGAUGGCAGCAUUUCUAACGAAGGUACCUCUUCUGAUGCGUAAUGAAUCCGUAAUAAUACGUAAUAAGUACGUAAAUGUCUAAGUGGUAAUUGAAUGGUACGUAUUUUACCCUCAGUAACCUAUUUCCUUUUUGUUUAAAUCACCUCUCAUCUAAUGUUUCCUCCUGUCAAUCUUUUUUCUGCUGUCAUCUCUUUGAAGCAUUUGAUUAUGAUCCUUAAUUAGGAAACAAAAUUGUGCCUGUGAUGGUCCAUACCGUUUUUAUAUUCUUAUCUGAGCACUCAUUUUACAACGGUGUACUAUAUUUAUGACAGCUCACAAAAACAUUUUUGCCCCAUGAGUUUACCCUAAAAAUGUUUUUGAAAGUGAAGUUAAGAGCAAUAUCUUAUCGAUCUGUCGCAAGAAACUAGCAAUAGUUACUUUUUUUCUCCUUUUACCCAAAAUAUUCUUUACGUGGCAUCUUAACUAGAAGUCACUUCAUUCUUUCCCUGUAUUAAUUCGAAUUGUCAUAUCAAAGUAAAUCAUCCGUCAGUUCUAAUUUAAAACUAUCAUAAAUGUUAAUGCUAAAGUAUAAUUUUGUCAUGUUUAAGUCCUGUUGUAGAAUACAUAAUACCCACCGUAAUGAAAGAUAGGGGUGCAGUUCUUGGGUUAGAUCUCAUUGUAAAAAUUUAAGGAACGGGUAUGAAAAUUUCAGUUGUUUUGUUUGUUUGUAGAUAUGAAUAUAUUGUAAAUAUAACCCUUGGGUUUCUUUUACUACUGACGAAAUGAAGUGUGAAAAUUAUGUAAAUGGAAACAAUAUGCAGCUUGUUAAUAAAAUAUGAAAGUAUGUGUAUAUCAUUUUGAUCGAAACAUCUGAAUGAUUCCUUACCAUGAUUUUGUGUUACUAUUUUGAAAGAUCUAUAUGAUGAACGUUUUCACAAAAAGUUAAAUUUUUUAAGAUUUCAGAUAAGACACUCUUCUUUUUAUUUUUGUAUUUACUCAUUUUAUUUUUGUAUAAAUCUCUGCUGUUUGUAAAACAGUUUGACGUAUGUUGAAAACCAAAGAAACAAUUUUAAGAAGUAGCCCUCUUACACCAGGAGCAUCCUGUAUUUUCGUCAAGUACAUAGAAAAAAUAACUCUUUAAGUACCUUUUCUCCACGAGUACUCUAUUUUCUAGAGGCUGUAUUUCCAUUUUUUGCCUGUCAAUGAUUGGAAAAAUUUUUCCUCAUAAAUUCUCUAUCCAUCUAAAAUUAUGGCAUCAUUCCACCAGUUCGAGCAUAAUGUUUUAAAUUUUUUGCUUGAAAGCGGAUUUAGGAAAGCUCAUUUUGAGUCUUUUUUUUAAAGAAAAAAUUCGUUAUCCUUUUUACUUGCCUUCAAAAAAAAUCUCGAGCGCUUUUCAAAUCCUUGGCGUUUUUACUCAAUUUGAAGUCAUAAUGCAGUCUUCAUAGCCCUCAGUUACAUUGAAUUAAAACUCCGCUUGCUCCCACCAAUCGUGUAUCUUUUCUUCUAUUUUAUUCGAAGAAAAUUAAGAAAUGGAGAGAAAAAGGAAAGAGAAGGUAAAAAACAGAGUGUUCCAGACGUCGGUUUUACGUAUUUUUGUUUUUAAAAAGAAAGUACUGAACCAACACGUCUCAUGAGAAUCGCCCUUAAAUUUUCAUAAAAAUAAUAAAUAAUUUUUUCCUUAUUUGGUGCUGUUACGCUCACCUACCAAAAUGGAAACAUUUGAUGUCCUCUCUCUAUUAUAAAAUUUUGCUGUCCCUUCUGAAAA
Molecule: messenger RNA, 4474 nt
Organism: Bemisia tabaci
Lineage: Eukaryota; Metazoa; Arthropoda; Insecta; Hemiptera; Aleyrodidae
Biological process (GO): regulation of transcription by RNA polymerase II
Cellular component (GO): nucleus
Molecular function (GO): protein binding
Source: RefSeq, a predicted model, not a curated record